AUGGCAGUGCCAAGAACACACAGGGUCCGCGCGUAUGGUCCUGGAAUCGAACCCAGCGGCCCCGUCGUGGCCGCGCCCGCCAACUUCACCGUCGAGACCUUCUCGGCCGGCAAGGGCAAGGUGGAGGUCACCGUGGAGGGGCCGAACGGACAGCCCAUCCCGUGCGAGGUCCGCUUCAACAACGACCGCAGCCUGACGUACAGCUGCUCGUACACGCCCAAGGUGGAGGGCAACCACAAGGUGUACGUGAGGUUCGCCGGCAGGGAGAUCCCCAAGUCGCCGUACCCGGUGCUGGUCGAGGGCCACGCCGGCGACGCCAGCAAGGUGACGGCCGCCGGGCCGGGGCUCCAGCCCGAGGGCAACAUGGUCAACAGGCCCACGUACUUUGACAUCUCCACUAAAGACGCAGGCCGUGGCGUCCCCGAGGUGAUCAUCGUGGACCCCGCCGGCCACAAGAACACCGUACCCGUAAACCUCCGCCAGAUCUCCCCCGACCAGUGGCGUUGCGAGUACGUGUCGCCCAACGUGGGGCUGCACUCCGUCAACGUGUUCUUCGCCGGCCAGCCCAUCCCCAACAACCCGUUCGGCGUGAGAGUGUCACCAGUGUCGGACGCCCGCAAGGUGCGCUGCGCCGGCCGCGGCAUUCAGCCCAACGGCGUGCGGGUCCGGGACGCGGCCGACUUCAAGAUCUACACGGAGGGGGCGGGCGAGGGGACGCCCGAGGUGCGCGUCAUCGGCCCCGGCGGCAUCAACGAGCCCGUGAGGCUCACCAAGGCUGACGGGCCCGCGGGCGGGCCGGCCGGCACCUACCAGGCCGUGUACACCCCGCGCAAGGAGGGCCGCCACGUCGUGAUGGUGACGUUCGCCGGGCAGGAGGUGCCACGCUCACCCUUCGAGGUGAACGUGGGCCCGGUCAAGAACACCAACAUCAAGGCCUACGGGCCCGGCCUCAAGGGUGGCGUUGUCGGCUAUCCUGCCCUCUUCACGGUGGACACCAACGGCGAGGCGGGCGCGCUGGGCUUCAGCAUCGAGGGGCCCUCGCAGGCCAAGAUCGACUGCCACGACAACGGUGACGGGUCCGCCGACGUGCGCUACUACCCGACGGCGCCCGGGGAGUACGCCGUGCACAUCCUGUGCGACAACGAGGACAUCCCCGGCUCGCCCUACAUGGCCCAGAUCCUGCCCAGCACCGACUACUUCCCCGACCGCGUGGUCUGCCAGGGCAAGGGCGUGGAGCGCGACGGCACUCACAAGGGCAAGCCCACCGAGUUCACCGUCGACACCCGCAAGGCCGGCAAUGCUCCCCUCGACGUCCAGGUGGUGGACUCCCGAGGAGACAACGUAGACGUCGGCGUCCGGGACAACAGGGACGGCACUUACGUCUGCAACUACACCCCCAAGCUCGGCGGCAAGCACCAGGUUCAGGUCAACUACGGAGGCGUGGCCACCAAGAACAGCCCGUACAGGGUGUACGCCGCGCAGCCCCUCAACCCCAAGGCCGUGUCCGUGUUCGGCCCCGGCGUGGAGAACGGCGUUAAGACCAACACGCCCACACACUUCAACAUUGACUGCCGCGAUGCUGGCGAGGGUAAGGCAACCCACCGGAGGACCACGCUGGCUCACAAAGUGUUGCCGCUCUCUGCAGGCGAGGUGCAGAUCGCGGUGAGCAACGAGAAGGGCCAGGACCUGCCCGCCACGCUGCUGGACAACGAGGACGGCACGUACCGCGUGGACUACUGCGCCGCCAGCCCGGGCCCGCACACCAUCACGGUGCUGUACGGCGGCCAGUCCGUGCCGCGCAGCCCCAUCCGCGUGGCAGUGCAGCCGCACGUGGACGUGUCCAAGAUCAGGGUGGACGGCCUGGAGCCCACCGCCCCCAUCAACAGCCUGCAGCAGUUCCGCGUGCUGGCGCCGCCGGGCGUGGCCCGCUCGGCGGACCUGGCCGUGGCCAUCACCAGCCCGUCCGGGAGCCGCAUCAAGGCGCACGUCGUGCCCACGCACGAGGGCUUCCUCGUCAACUUCACGCCCACCGAGCUCGGCGAGUACCUUCUGUCCGUGUCGCUGGGCGGGGAGCCCGUGUCCGCGCCCCGCAGCUUCACCUGCCUGUCGGGCAGCGACGCGAGCCGCGUCCGCGCCACGGGGCCCGGCCUCCAGGGCGGCGUCGUCAACAAGCCCGCCGAGUUCGUCAUCGACACGCGCGGCGCGGGCCAGGGCGGCCUCGGCGUCACCGUCGAGGGCCCCUGCGAGGCGGCCAUCAACUGCCGCGACAACGGGGACGGCACCUGCUCCGUGGCGUACCUGCCCACCGAGCUCGGCGACUACUCCAUCAACAUCACCUUCAACGAGCAGCACAUCCCCGGCUCGCCCUUCCAGGCCGCGGUCUGCUCCGAGAAAGACCUGCAGCACAUCAAGGUGUCCGGGACUGGCAUCCAGCCCAACGGCGUGUUCGUGGACUCCCCCACCGACUUCGUGGUGGACACUCGCUCACUGGCAAAGCGCGACGACGGCCGGGUGACGUGCACCAUCACGAACCCGAGCGGCGGCCUCGUCGAGAACCUGGUGACGGCCCAGCCGGACGGCACCUACCGCAUCAGCUACACGCCCUUCGAAGAAGGUCGACACACCAUCGACAUCCUGUGCGACGGCAUCCCCGUCCCCGGGUCGCCGUACGUGGUCAACGUCCGGGGAGGAUGCGACCCGAAGCGCUGCCGCGCCUUCGGCCCCGGCCUGGAGAGGGGCGUCAUGGACAUCCCCAACGUGUUCACGGUGGAGACCAAGGGCGCGGGCAAGGGCGGCCUCGGGCUGGCCAUCGAGGGCCCCUCCGAGGCCAAGAUGACGUGCAAGGACAACCGGGACGGGUCGUGCUCCGUCGAGUACAUCCCCACCGAGCCGGGCGACUACGAUGUCAGCAUCAAGUUUGCCGAAUCUCACAUUCCAGGAUCGCCGUUUAAUGUGACGGUCGACAGGCAGGUGAAUCCUCACCAGGUGUCCGCCUCCGGCCCGGGGCUGGACCCCGCUCAGUGCCGCUCGGGCGCGCCCCUGAACAUCAAGGUGAACGCGAGCAAGUCCGCCAAAGCGCCGCUCGGCGUCAACAUCAGGAGCGACAAAGGCCCGCUGCAGCAGAAGCCCGACGUUCGCGACAACCAGGACGGCACCUACGACGUCAAGUACAUAGCGCCGCCCGAGGGCUCGACCGUCCUCGGCAACAUCACCUGGGACGGCAAGGACAUCGCGGGCAGCCCCUUCCAGAUGAAGGUGCGGCCCAAGGUGGAGCCCGACCGGGUGCGCGUCGACGGCCCCGGCGUCUCCAGCAAGGGCGUGCCCGCCUCCAUCCCCGUAGACUUCGUCAUCGACUCCCGGCAGGCCGGCGUCGGUGACCUCCAAGUCCAGAUUCUGGGCCCGGACGGCUACCCCCGCAAGGUGCAGGUCCGCGACAACGGCGACGGCACGUACACGGCGAGCUACACGCCCGACGACUGCGGCCGCUACAAGAUCAACAUCAAGUACGGCGGCAAGGAGGUGCCCAACUGCCCCAUCAGCGUGCAGGCCUACGCCACCGGCAACGCCGACAAGUGCAAGAUCACGGAGGGCAUCCAGCAGAACCUGACGAGCGGCGAGGAGUACUGCAUCACCGUCAACGCCAAGAACGCUGGCCUCGGGGCGGUCACCUGCAGGAUCAGGUCCACCUCCGGGAGCGACUUGGAUAUCGACAUAGAGGACAACGGUGACGGCACGUUCAGCCUGUACUACACGGUGAAGGACGCUGGCGACUACACUCUGAGCGUCAAGUUCGGCGGCCAGCCCGUCCCCGGCGGCUUCUAUACGUUCACGCUUUGCUGCGCCACUGCGCGCUUCCUGGGUCCUGGUGAUGAUGAUUCGCUUUGA
Molecule: messenger RNA, 3885 nt
Organism: Frankliniella occidentalis (western flower thrips)
Lineage: Eukaryota; Metazoa; Arthropoda; Insecta; Thysanoptera; Thripidae
Product: filamin-A
Exons: 16
Coding region: 1-3885 (1294 amino acids)
Biological process (GO): actin cytoskeleton organization
Molecular function (GO): actin filament binding
Source: RefSeq, a predicted model, not a curated record